AUGGAGGCGCAACAAGAUACUCGUCCCAACCCGCCAUCGCGGACUUCUAGCAGAAGCUCCAAGAAGAGUCUGACCCUCGAUCUCUCCAACUUGCCACCUCUCAUCCAGCCAACCCCACCGUCCAACACACUCCUCUUCACAAACCUACAAGAGCUCGACAUCUUCAGGCCAGACAACCUCCAGACGAUACGAGACCUUGUUGCCACUACGGCGCCCAUACACAGCUGGGCACCGCUCAAGUCGUUCCGCCGCAUCAUUGUGUCCUUCUUCUCCGAGGACGAUGCCAUAAAAGUGCGCAGUGUAUGGGAUGGCGAGGCUGUCAUGGGCGAGCGAUGCCGCGUCUACUUCGGCCAGCCCACCCCUAUCGACUCCGACAAGGACCACCACUUGGCGCUACCCGACGCUGGCAAGCUCUUCUUCAUCAGCCCGCCCCCUUCGCCCCCGCAUGACUGGGAGAUGCGCCUCGAGGGCGCGCCCAACAAGGAGGUCCAUGCUGAGGAUUUGGCGGACGCCUUGGCCAAACUUCACCACCAGAAGGCGGCGGCGGAGUCACCGAUCAGCCCAGUCGAGCGCAGCCCGGGGUCGGGGUUUCCCAGCCGCCAGCGCAGCCGGAGCAGUACGCUGAUCUUCCAGCCUGCGGAGAAUGGCAGCAGCCCCGAUUUGCCGGCGAUCGCCGUUGAGGACAUGACGGACUCGCCAGGCGACAUGAGCCCGGUGCCCGAGAAGCCCAUCUUGGCUCACACCUCUCGCCCCCCGGUAGAGCUCAUGUGA
Messenger RNA from Phaeoacremonium minimum UCRPA7, 771 nucleotides. Its product is annotated as putative calcipressin family protein. Gene Ontology annotation, biological process: calcium-mediated signaling. Gene Ontology annotation, cellular component: nucleus; cytoplasm. Gene Ontology annotation, molecular function: calcium-dependent protein serine/threonine phosphatase regulator activity; nucleic acid binding. Lineage: Eukaryota; Fungi; Ascomycota; Sordariomycetes; Togniniales; Togniniaceae. The record is from RefSeq and is a predicted model, not a curated record. The transcript has a single exon. The coding region runs from base 1 to 771 and encodes 256 amino acids.